Messenger RNA from Kwoniella shivajii, 2271 nucleotides. RefSeq lists its product as uncharacterized. Bases 1 to 2271 code for a protein of 756 amino acids. Gene Ontology annotation, biological process: Golgi to plasma membrane transport; exocytosis. Gene Ontology annotation, cellular component: exocyst. The record is from RefSeq and is a predicted model, not a curated record. The transcript is spliced from 15 exons. NCBI's taxonomy places the organism in Eukaryota, Fungi, Basidiomycota, Tremellomycetes, Tremellales, Cryptococcaceae.
AUGAACAGAAGGGACGUUGAUGAAGCAGCAUUACUCAAAUUAUAUGGCAUCUCAUCGCUUGAACCUGAAUCUUGGGAAUCGAUAGAUCAUGAGACUGAGGGUCCACUAGCUGGGACGAUGACUGGGGAAGAUGGAUUGAUGGUUGAGGAAGUUGAUCCGCUGGGUUUGAGGGGGAAGUUGGUCGGAUCAAAUGAACUGGACUUGAAGACUAGAACAGCAACUUCGUUAUCAAGUAAAUCAUUCGAUCCAAAAAUGUUCUUAUCAGCCUAUCAUCCAGAUGCAUCUUUUCAGGAUUUGAGAAAAGGUAUAUACAAUUUGGAAAGAGCAAUCGAGAGCAGAUCAGAGGCUGUUAGGAUUUUAGUGGAAGAGAACUUUGAUAGGUUCGUGGGUGUCAAAGCUAGUAGUGAUGUCGUUUACAGAGAUAUGAAAGAAGGGUUCUUAGCGACCGAUACAGAUCACGGUACGAGAGAAUUAAGAGAGAUUUUCAAGGUCGCUGGACAUAGAGCAGAUCAGGUGUUCUUACCUGUUUUGGAAAACGCAGUUAAAGCUUCAAAAUUACGUUCCACUCUUGGUGUAGUUGAGAAGUCCAAAUUCCUAUUCAACCUACCCAAUCAAUUGAUGGAAUCUAUCAAUGCUGGGAAAUACGAUCAAGCUUUGAGAGAUUACAAAAAAGGAACAUUCCUCCAAUCAUCGAGACAGUUAAUUCCUGGAGUAAACGCAUCUAAAGAACAACAGAAGAGAAUCUUCGAUAAAGUUUGGAAUUCAGUUGAAGGUAUUAUGAGUGAUAUGAGAGAUCGUUUAGACUCGACCUUGAAAGAUCCAACGAGGGGUGUUGAAGAACAGGAAAGAACGAUUGAAAUCUUGAUUGAACUUGAUCAAAGUGAUGAACCUGCUUGGACGUACUUGGAAUAUCAACACAAACACAUCUUGGAUAACAUGAGGGUCAUCUAUAACAAAUCGCAAGAGCGGAUCAAAGAGCCAUCAUCAUCAACCGCCGAGGCUGAUCUGCUCAGACGACAGCUGGCUUCGGCAGAUUAUCAGCUCAACGCCAUGACCCCCGUAGAUGCCGCCUGGAUGACGAUUCAAGCUCUCGUCAAGCAACUAUCAGAUUACGUGACACGAUCAUUACCUGGAUUCUGGAAAAUCGCCAAAGCAUGUAUGGACGGUAAAUAUCGAAAGUUUUUCACUUUAUCCGCUUUGUCCGAAUCUCAAAGUAGGAAAGAAGAUCAAGAUGACGUACCUAUACCACCAUUCGUACCAUCUGGAACAUCAGUAAUCACAGCUUGUUAUUUUGCUGAAAGAUUGGUAGAAGAAGUAUCUGAUUGUUCCAUCGAGUUGAUGAGUGUCGAUGUGGCGAGUGAAGCGCGUAAUGGAUUGAAAUCAAUGUUGGAUAAUUCGAAAAUUAUACAUCAUUUGGAAGAUUGGUCUACAGCUGUAACAUCAAAAUCAGCUAUCAAGUAUCUACAGAUAAUUGAGGAUUUCCAAAUUCGAAUAACAACUUCGACUAAGAAAAUAGCGAUCACUUCAACGACCCAUUUCAAGAGGAAAGUAAAAGAAAGUUUCGUAGAUACGUUAUGUUUCUGCUUUGAUGGAAUGUUAGAUUCCACUUCUCCCAAUAACAAAUCCUAUGAACAUAUGAGAAGACCAAGUCGAUUACAACUUGUUUCGCAACAAGGACAAGAGAUCCGAUUGUUAGUCACGUUGGCACAAUUCGACAUGUUGAAGAAACAAUCACUAUCUUCGUUGUGUAACAAAAUAUCGAAACUAUUAGAUGUGGAUAUGUCAAAAGAUCAAGCUUUAUUGAUGGAAGUCAUUGAAAAUAUGGAUGAGAUGAUUUUCAGACAACUGAUCCAGACACGAUCUGAACCUUUAAUCAGGGUUAUUGAAGAUGGUAUAUUGAACGAUGGGAUGGAUUGGUUAAACACAUCCAAACCUACUGAAGUACGACCCUAUAUGCACAAGGCCAUUUUGUUAUUGGUAGAAGCUCAUUCCAAGAUAGGUGAUGUAUCGCCUAACUUGAUUCAAAAAGUUAUUGAAUCACUGGUGAAUAGGAUCACUCAGGUGGCAUUGAACAGCUUUCAGAAAAUACCGAAAUUCGGUACGGGUGGUAUGUUAACUAUCUACGAUACCAUCUCACAAGCUUACAGGAGACAAAAAUCGAACGAUGAUUUCAAUAGAGAAUUGGAUGGAUUGAGGAAACUGUUGAAUACGAGCAGAAAAGCUACUGGAAUGGAAACGCUAUGUUUUAGGCCUUCGCAGAUUAAAGAGUAA